GCGCAUGAGCAGAGCAUGAGCAGAACCCGGCACGGAGGGGGCGGAGCCUUUGGCAGUGGGGGGCGGGGACCCGCUGCCUGCGCAGGCGCACGGAACGCCGGCCUCCAAAAUGAAGGUGCUUAUAGGCGAGGGCCAGGCUGCUUUCUGCCAGGCGGUGGGACGGGCUUCAUCGGCAGGGCCCUGACUCGACUGCUGCGCUCCCGAGGACACGAGGUGAUGGUGGUCUCCCGGCAGCCUGGUGCCAAUCGGAUCACUUGGAAUGAGCUUACCCACUCUGGGUUGCCCCCCUGUGAAGCUGUGGUCAACUUGGCUGGGGAGAACAUCUUCAACCCCUUCAGAAGGUGGACUGAGACCUACCAGAAGGACCUACUCAGCAGCCGUGUAGAUACUACCCACAUAUUGGCUACAGCCAUUGCCAAGGCCACACAGCCCCCUCAGGCCUGGGUCUUGGUCACAGGCACAGCUUAUUACCAGCCCAGCCUGACUGCAGAGUAUGAUGAGGACAGCCCGGGUGGUGAUUUUGACUUCUUCUCAAAACUGGUAUCCAAGUGGGAAGCAGCAGCCAAGCUCCCUGGAGGUGCCACACGCCAGGUGGUGGUUCGCUCUGGUGCUGUGCUGGGCCGUGGGGGUGGUGCCAUUGGCCACAUGCUGCUGCCCUUCCGCCUAGGCCUUGGUGGGCCUAUUGGUUCAGGCCAACAGUUCUUUCCCUGGAUCCAUAUUGAGGACAUGUCAGGGAUCCUGGUCCAUGCUAUAGAGAAUAACCAUGUUAAUGGGAUCCUGAAUGGGGUUUCUCCAGCUUCCUCUACCACCAAUGCUGAGUUUGCCAAGGCCUUAGGUGCUGCCCUGGGUCGCCCUGCCUUUCUCUCUCUGCCCAGCCCUGCUGUCCAAGCAGUCUUUGGGCGAGAACGUGCUGUCAUGCUGCUGGAGGGCCAGAAGGUGAUACCUCGAAGGACUUUGGCCAGCGGCUAUCAAUAUGUCUUUCCAGCGUUGGGGGCUGCCCUGAAGCAGUCUGUGUCUUGAAGAGGCUUAAAGGACUUUUUCUCUGAAAGGGGCCAUCCUGUUCAGAUCUUGAUCCUAUGUACAUAACCAAUUCCUUAGAACAUUUUACUGAGGCUCUCACUCUGUGUGUGUAUGUAUGUGUGUACACACAAACAUAUGUAUAAGAUAUUUAUAAUAAAGUACCAUUAGUGACUUCA
This is a messenger RNA of Phascolarctos cinereus (koala), 1196 nucleotides long. NCBI's taxonomy places the organism in Eukaryota, Metazoa, Chordata, Mammalia, Diprotodontia, Phascolarctidae. The record is from RefSeq and is a predicted model, not a curated record.